Messenger RNA from Polyodon spathula (Mississippi paddlefish), 3185 nucleotides. RefSeq lists its product as uncharacterized. Gene Ontology annotation, molecular function: metal ion binding; NAD+ poly-ADP-ribosyltransferase activity. The transcript is spliced from 12 exons. Bases 473 to 2563 code for a protein of 696 amino acids. The record is from RefSeq and is a predicted model, not a curated record. NCBI's taxonomy places the organism in Eukaryota, Metazoa, Chordata, Actinopteri, Acipenseriformes, Polyodontidae.
CCGAGUCUGAGUCAUACUUCGAGGUCGAGGUGUCUGGGCAAGCGCAGCACGCAAAGUAUGAAGACAUAACACAUACAAAACUUAGCAAACCUUGAACCAUUAUAUAUUUACUGAAUUGUAAAUUACUGUUGCAGCCUAAUAAAAUAAAAAAAAAACAACUUGUACAGAUUUCGAAACGACACACUACACUGCUGGGUUAAUAGUAUUUUCUAUCGUCUUAUUUACCCCGAUUUGAUUCUCGCAUAACGCAGUUGGAUAAAAAGCCCGCACCACGAGUGAAUGAUGUAUCUAUCGAGUGAGCCACACAGCUGAGGGAGGCAAUUCCGCAUGACAUUUGAGACAGUGCGUAAGUUUCAGUUUCGUUUCAUCAGAAAAAAGGUUCGUGUUUACUCAAUAAGAGCAGGGUGACCAAGGGCGGUACUGCUAGCAAUCACAUUGUUUCGAACGUACCCUUUAACAGGUUUGCCUAAAAAUGUCUGCAUCCACUGUUACGAAAAUUCUGUGUUCCAAUAACGGGGCUCUGGAAUACAACGAAUUAGUCGCCAAUAUCGGGUCUGGUGGUAUCUUUGGUUCAAACAGUGUUUUGGAACAAACUUUGCAAGACCGGCAGAAGUUCGCAGUUGUUCAAGUCAACGGUACCAACAAAGUCAUUGCUAAAACCUCUGUCAGGCUUUGUAAAGCAAAGGAAUGCGAGAACUGUAAUAAUCUGCAUCUGUGCAAAUUCUAUCUGUUUGGGGAGUGCCAAUAUAACAGGGGCAGACGAAGAUGCCGCUUCUGCCAUGACUUGACCACGCAGCACAAUGCUCAAGUCCUGAGAGACCACGACCUCCAGGAUCUGGACAGGAAGGAACUCUGCCUGCUCCUGCUUCAGAACGACCAAACGCUGUUGCCACCGGUGUGUUUUUCGUUCAACAGAGGCAGUGGUCAGUAUGGCUCCUGUCCCGACCAGGCAAGCUGCACCCGGCUGCAUGUCUGUGAACAGUUCAUCAGGGGGCAUUGCAGACAGGGGGCCUUGUGCAGCAGGUCCCACAGCUUCCAUGACCCCGCCAUGCUGAGAAUCCUGAUGGACCGGGGGCUAACCGAAGAGCUGAUCAGCACUCUGUCGUCGGUCUAUCUGAACAUCCUCAACUUGAAGAACACCAGCUCGGCUGCCAGUGAUCACCAGGAUAAAACUGAGAUAUGCAUCUACUUUGUCAAGAAAGACUGCAAACAUGGAGGCCGGUGUUUCAAGGCCCAUUUCAACAUGCCCUACAAGUGGGAGGUGUGGACGGGGCUGAGCUGGUCAGCUCUGCCCAACAAUGAAGAGAUUGAAAAGGAGUUCUGUGACCCAGCCAACACAUGCAGCAGCGGCAAACCGCCUGUAGACUUCCUGACAAUGACCCAGGGAACAGCUAAAGUGCGGCGCCUCUCCACUAUCUCCUCCGUCACCAGACCUGACUUCAUCCUGACCACAACCUGGACCUGGUACUGGCAGGAUGAGUUUGCACAGUGGAUGGAAUACGCAGCCUCAAGUGACGUUCACCAUGCUUCAUCCGUCACAAGUGAAGACCUGGAGAAGAAAUACCUGGAAGACAGCAGCUCAGUGCUUCAGUUCACAGCAGGCCAUCAGGAGUAUGUGAUCUAUUUUAAAGACAUGAUCCAGGUGAACAAACGGUAUAAGACCGUGAAACAUGUCCGAAGGCGACCAGUGUUUGUCUCCAAAAGCGAUGCAGAGGCUAGAAAGAAAUGCAAAAAUGGACCCAAUAGGUCGUUUACUCCCAAUUUCAAAGCUGUUCCGACCUACUGGGAUAAAUCUCAGUUGCCUGAGACAGGAUACAAGAGCAUUGAGGUGCUGGAGUCUACAGAAGAACAUAACAAGGUGAAGAAUCUCUUCAAGAAGACCAUGUUCGGAUUCACCAUUAAGAAAAUUGAAAGAAUCCAAAACAAGUCUCUCUGGGAAAUCUUUCAAUGGCAAGCGGAGCAGAUGAAAAAGCACAAUAGAGGGAGGAAUGUCAAUGAGAAACUGCUGUUCCACGGCACAGACUCUGCUUACGUCGACGCUAUCUGCAAGCAGAACUUUGACUGGAGGAUCUGUGGGACACACGGAACCGCCUAUGGAAAAGGGAGCUACUUUGCACGGGACGCCAAGUAUUCUCACAACUACACCGGCUCUUCUUCUUCCAGAACCAUGUUUGUGACCCGGGUUCUGGUGGGCGAGUCAAUCAAGGGAAACUCUGCAUACCUUCGCCCUCCCUCCAAAGACGGCGGAGACACUAACUUCUACGAUAGCUGCGUAGACGAUCCCCUCAACCCUUCCAUUUACGUGGUGUUUGAGAAACAGCAGGUGUACCCAGAGUAUGUUAUACAGUACCAGGAAGUCAGUCCGGUACAGGCUGCAACACCUAGUUAUGUCAUGCAGCCAACGCCAGCUCCACAGCCUCAGCCAGUCUAUACAUACGUGAACACCCCAAGAGUGUCAGUUCCUCCGGCCACGACUUCAUUUACGUCUAAGCCAACUACAUACCGCUAUUUGCAACCUCCUCCCCCACCUCCAAAACCAAAAGAUUCAUGCACCAUCUCUUAGUCAUUUUUCCCUAUAUGAAUUAAAGAAAGAAACAAACCUUUUUGGAGAGCUUUGUAUCAUCAGGAUCUUCGUUGUAUCCCUGAUAUGUUUCCUAUUUUGUGUUCCUCAUCGUGUUUCUGCAUCAAGAAUUAUUUACCAGCUGACUAACUAAUCCAGCAAAAAAAAGUUAUUUGACCACUGUGUCUCCUUUUUAAAAGCUGGAUUUGUGAAUUGAGCUGCUUUGAUGCAAACAUCUCUAGUGGGGUGUACAGCUGUGCUUUUAUUCUCCUGUGUAACUAAUUUAAACCACCUUACGGCAGAAGUCCAGCUUUUAGGAGUGUUUUCAGAAGCAGGCCCUCAAGGUUGAAAAAAUAGUGAGCCUUGUAAAUGCUAAGAAAAAGAGAAUUACACAAUUAGUAGGAUAGUAAUUAGAGUCAAUGUAUGCAGUGUAGUUAAUUGGUGAUUUGAUCACAUCCAUCAACACAAGGCUCUCGGGCCACCAGCACCCAUGUCCUUUACACAGGCAUCAUUUGUCGGGACUCAGGUUUGCAGUUGUCUGCGUCUGUAGUUUUUUAAUUUAUUUUUUAAAUCACGCAGGUAAUACAGCUGCGUUGUGUGAGGUGCAAGCUUUGUAAGGAUUGGU